Molecule: messenger RNA, 5054 nt
Organism: Cladocopium goreaui
Lineage: Eukaryota; Dinophyceae; Suessiales; Symbiodiniaceae
Source: the annotation of a GenBank genome assembly
AACGGCUCAAGCUUUGAAAGUUGCCCCAACACACUGCUCCGAGACUCCGAGAUGAGCCUUUGUGGUGGCUGCUUUGCUGCCUUCUUUCCGGCGGAUUCUCCAAAGGCUAUAGCGGACGCAUCGGAGAAGCGGCCAAACAGUGGUGGAACCAGCCCGAAGGCGGAGAAGAGCGGUUCCGUCCGAGAUCACUACAUCACCGAGAACAAAGCGCUGGGCGCUGGCUCUUAUGGCACGGUGUGCAAGGCCAAGCACAAGAAAACCGGCUCAAUACGCGCCUUGAAGACGAUCUGCAAGACAGCAGGAGGGUCAAGUUCCAAGGUCCUGGAACGCUUUUAUUGCGAGAUCGCCAUCAUGAAGAAAUUGGACCAUCCUGGCAUCAUCAAGCUGUACGAGACGUUUGAGGACAAGCGGAACCUCUACCUGAUCAUGGAAAUGUGUUCCGGUGGAGAGCUCUUCGACCGAAUCGUGGAGGCAGGCCACUUCACCGAAUCGCAAGCGGCCAUUGUCAUGAAGCAGAUGAUUAGCGCCAUCUACUACUUGCACACCAACCACAUUUGCCACCGCGACCUGAAACCCGAGAACUUUUUGUUUCAUACCAAGGAGAGCAUUGAGAAAAAUCUCCUGAAGUUGAUCGACUUUGGCCUGGCAACUCCCUAUAAGCCCAACGAAGCCAUGAAGACCAAGUCCGGCACGCCAUACUAUGUGGCUCCCCAGGUGUUGCAGGGUCACUACAAUGAGCUUUGCGACAUUUGGAGCUGUGGUGUCAUCAUGUAUGUGCUCCUGUGUGGCUACCCUCCCUUCUUGGCCGACACAGAUCCGCAGGUCCUAGCCAUGGUCCGCAGGGGACAUUUCACCUUUCCACAAGAGGACUGGCAUCAGGUGUCGGAUGACGCUAAGCAGCUCAUCAAAAAGCUUUUAGAGAUGAAGCCAGCAGAUCGUUUCACAGCGGAGCAGGCCUUAAACCACAUUUGGAUUAAGGAGAAGGCACCACACAGUAGCAAAGAGCCAUUGAAUACAACCUCAGUGAGCAAUCUGAAGAACUUCAGAUCUACAAAUCGUUUCAAGAAGAUGGCGCUUCAAGUCAUCGCGACGCAACUGAGCGAAGACAAGAUCGAAAACCUGCGGAGACAGUUCCUGGCUUUGGACAGCAAUGGGGAUGGACGGCUCAGCAUCAAAGAGAUCAGCGAUGGUCUCAAGGCGGCUGGCAUGAAAGACAAUGACCUGAAGAACAUCCUUGCCGGUGUGGACUGCGACGGGAGUGGCAGCAUCGAGUACAAGGAGUUCUUGGCAGCUACCCUGGACAAAAAGCAUUACCUGCAAGAAGAUGCCCUGUGGUCCGCUUUCUGCGUCUUCGACCGGAACGGGGAUGGCAAAAUCUGCAUGGAUGAGCUCAGACACGUUCUGGAAGACGACAGUGUGGGCGAGUUGAUUCCGGGCAAACAGUCCGUGGAGGAGAUCAUGAAAGAGAUCGAUGUGGAUGGCUCUGGAGAAAUUGAAUUUGACGACGCGAACGCGAAGUGGGGAUGGGCCACAGAGGUUCCAGGGCCGGAUGGCUUUUCAGAAAUCUUCAAGAUGCCAGGUGCUUCCUUCAAAUUGGAACUCACCGGCCCAGACCUCAGCAGUCGCGACCGCGCCAUUAUCCGAGAGGCCGGGGGCGGCUGCCCAGGCCGCACAGACAGCGCAGAGAGCGAGGCAAGGCGCUUCUCGGUCUCGGUGGCGACCUAUGUCUACCACUCGCAGGGCAGCUAUGAGCCCUCGCCCUUGGUGCAUGGUGGGCCCAUUGUCGCGGGAGCCAACACGCCUGGCUGGCUGAAGGCCAGUUGGUAUCCCGUGCAGCUGAGGAUGCCGGGCAGUUUUCGAAUCUGCUACUGUGCGGCCAGUGGGGAAUAUGACUUUGCACAAGCCUCUGGGGUGGUCUUAGGACCCAACGAUUCGCCUUGUGAAUUGGACUACGCUGCUUACCAACUGGUGGGAGUGGCAUAUGCCAUGGGAAUCAAGCACAGCGAGGUGCCAAUUGGUGCUUGCUUGGUAUCGCACGAUGGUACCCUGCAGAGUAGCUGCGAAGUUCAGGUUCGAGCAGAUCGAGGCGGCCUUUCAGCUGAAGACAUGGCCGAGUUGGUCUCCGGAAAUCCCAGCGCCAUCUGCGGUGAGGCCGCAAGUGGCACCACUCUGCUGCCACUGCAGGGAGAUGCCUUCGCAUGGAAAUUCCAGGUGCCCAUUGGAGCGGAGAUGACGGAGAGCUAUGAGCUAGAGACCACCGAUGGCCUGCAAAGGGUUUUGAAAGUGUGCUACUGCGAGAAGCAGUCCAUUGGUGGCAACCAAUUCCAGAUCUGCAGCCAAGCAGAUUGGCAGAAUGCCGGCAGCCUGUCCUUGGUGGGUUUCGAGGGUAGCCCCGCUGACGUGAGAUGCUAUCGUGGACAGCGCUGUCGUUUGGGUCGGUCAGCCUUUGGCAUGAGUAAGGGAGAUGCUGCAAUUGCCGUGCCAGGUAAUUCCAGCUGUGCUAAUCUGGACUCUAUCGACUCUAUCGGUACACCUGCUCCCAUGAGCAUCCUCGGGGGCAGCACGGCAGUGGCCAACAUCGAUGUGGAGAACUACGAGGGAGAUCUGGCCACCAUCUGUUUCUGCUCCGCUGCGGUCUAUGGCAUUUUUGGAUGUCAGAAUGGCCAGUCGGGCCGGGUCUUCAACACCUUGAUGGGCUACGUGCGAUCCGGCGGCCUUGAGGGUGGCUUGCGCAUGGAUUGCGUUCCCACCUCCUUGACAUGUCCUGAAACCCCCACCUACCUGCAAGGCGAGGAUGCCAUCGUGGCAAAGAGAGGAAAACUCUUCCUGGCAGAACUGAAGUACAGGCCCUGCGAGGACUUGACUUCUGCAGACGUGCAGCAGGCCACCCUUCUGCCGGGCGAUGCGUCAGUGCGCGUGGAGAUGCCUUGGCCCAUGCUGUCGGGGCGCUAUGUGACCCGGCGAUCUGCCAUUUGCUUUUGUGAAGACGCCAUCGGCUGCCCUCAGCCCAAUCAAGUGAGUACGCUUCAACACAUUGGGGAGCUGAGGGUCCUUGGUGCAAUAGAUUCUGUGGGUCUCACGACGCACCCGGGCUUCGCCACCAUACCAUUGCAAGUGCGAGUUGUCGAGGAGGCCACUGGCAUCAGGUGCUGUGCGUCCAAUGCCACUGAUACCAUGGACUGUGUGGAUUUGAAGGCCUCAGCUACAAAUGCUGCGGCACUUCUUUCGUAUCCGGGUACUUUCCGCUUCCCCCUGGUGCUGCAAGAGCCGUUGACGAACUACGAGGAGAGAAUGGCUGUGAACGUGUCCUGUGCUGCGAUGGGCCAAACGGGGCCCUGUGCCCCAGAAGCGGUGACUUCGGGCCUGAGCGGCUUCCCUUGCAGACAGGUGCAUCCUCUGGCCCUCCAUCUGCAGCUGCCGCCCGUCUCUUGGCACCGUCCCUGGCGCCGUCCCGUGAACGGCGCCCUGGGGACCGAAGCUAUGGCGGAGGCCGGCGGCUACGCCACGCAACUGAAGGCCGUGAAGUCGGAGACCAUGACCAAGGGAAUUUGCAAGAAAGCAGCAGAAAAGAAUUUCAAAAGCUUGCCAUGUCAAGCGACAGAGUGCAUCGACCUGGACUCAGCCCGUGCCACGGUGCCAGGGCAUUAUGAGCUCUGCGUUUGUGAACCCGGCGCUGUGCCAAUGUCACAGGAGUGUCAAGGAUGGCACCACCUUGGGCAUCUGGAAGUCUUUGGGCCCUUCCCCUUGAAUCGUACCUUGCAGGGAACCAGCAGCGAACUCAUGCAGAUUUCCCUGCAGGGCGUCAGCUUGGGGCACGAGGAUAGCUUGGUCAGCGUGCCCUUGAAUUCGGCUCCCACGAACACUCAGACUGUUUGUGUUGGUGAGGGCCGAGUGCUCCCAGCACAAAGCACCGUUCACAGUCCAGCGGAUUGGAGUUCUUCUUACCUACGAUUUGAUGUGGCCUUGCCCGAGGGAAUACAAGCCUUAUGUUGGCUUCCACCAGGCAGUGGGAUGUUGCCCUACUACUUGGGCUUUGCUGAGAUUUUUGGCGAAAGGACCAACAUCGAUGGAUGUCUGGUGACUCCCUGGCAGUUGCUACAGUCUUGCAGUGCCUCCUGUGGGGCUGGGAAGGAGAUCUGGUACCGGCGGGUACUGGGAGUUUUGGAACCCAACGCGGAUUGCUCGGUGUUUCAAGAGGAGCGCUUCUGCAUGAAGUCUCCCUGCUUGGCCACGGUGGAGAGUUGGGAGGUGAAACCCAUGAAGCCUAUGCAAGAUGAACCCAUGGAACUGCAGAUCUUUGGGACGAACCUCAGCAAUGACCUCCAUGGGGUUCUAGUACGUGAUGACGGUGAACAGCAGCCUUCCAGCCCCAAGCAAGGCUUGUGCCACUAUGCGUCCCCUGUGGCCAGUAUGGUGAAAUGUGCGCCCAGCACUGUGGACAGCCAAACAUGUAGUUUUCCGCAAGCUCCAUAUGGUGGUGGCUAUCAGGUGUGCAUUUGCAUAGCUGAAGGGCCAAAGUGUCAGGCUUUUUUGCCUGCCUUGGGCACCUUGCAAAUUCAAGGCCUCCCAGAAAUGGAGGAGGGCGGCAUCAAAUACGUGGCAGUCAUUCUCACCGCCGCCUUCCUGCUGUUGCUCUGCUUACCUCUUCUGUCUUCGCGUGUGAGGAAGAAACUUUGGCAGCUUUGGAAGAAACUCAGGCGAAGGAUCUGUGGGGCAGAAUCAAAGGUCAUGGCCGUGCCGGGCAUAGAACAUGCAUCCGAAGAUGAAAAGGACGUGAAAGGUGAGAAGGAUGACAUGGAAGGAAAUGUAGAACAUGAUCUGCCCCAAAAGCAGCAAAAGAUGGACGAACAUGUGGAGAUCGCGGAUGAUCAUAGCACCGGCAUCCAGGGAACUGCGCAGCCAGAAGAGGAGCCAUCCCAGUGCAGCACUCCCAGGAAGGAGCCCGUUGAUGCCACUGAGGCCCCACUGGGAGGGGUAGCUCCUGAUGCACCACUGCAGCCGGAGAUCCCAGAAGCAGAGGUGGAAGGGUGCAAGACACCAGAGGACUGGGCCAU